AUGUUGGAAGAAUCCGAGAAGGCCGUUCCGGAAACGCCAACGGCAGCAUUCCUUGAUCCGGAGGACGAGAGACGUGUGAAAAGAAAGAUCGAUUGUGUUGUCCUUCCAUUGAUGUGUCUUGUCUUCUUUUCUCAAUACCUCGACAAGCAGAGCUUAAGCUAUGCUAGCGUGUUUGGAAUGAUAGAAGACCUAGACCUCCAUGGUUCACAGUUUUCAUGGCUGGGAUCUAUCUUCUAUGUUGGGCAGCUAGUAUCAGAGUUUCCAGCUAUGUACCUGAUGAGCCGCUUGCCGCUCACUAGAUUUGUUGCUUGUACAUGUCUGGCAGCUGCGACGGCUUUCCCAUCAUUUAUGGCAGUGCGGUUUUGUUUGGGCUUGGCUGAAGGCGCUGUAUCACCGGCUUUCGUUACCCUAACCAGUAUCUGGUAUAAAAAGACGGAACAUCCCAUGCGCAUAGGUUUGUGGAUCAGUUGCAACGGGCUCGCUCAGAUUGUCGGGGCUUUGAUGAUGUACGGAAUCGGCCAUCAAGAAAUAAAUAUUGCCCAGUGGAAAGCCAUGUUCCUCAUAUGUGGUGGCCUAACGAUGCUCGUGGGCAUUUUAUUUUUCUUUCUCAUGCCCACGGGUCCUGCUACAGCUUGGUUCCUCAAGCCUCAUGAGCGGGAGAUAGCCACGAAGCGACUGCAGGCAGAAAGUGAAGGCGGGGAUCACACCCAUUUCUCUAUAUCACAGUUGACAGAGGCAGUUGGUGAUAUUAGAGCAUAUUUGAGCUUCCUUUUUGGUGUUCUUAUUACACUUCCCUCGCCCGUUAUUGCAUUCGCAUCUCUAAUUAUUCACUAUUUGGGAUAUUCGAAUUUCGACACAAUGCUGUACACUUCACCGUCAGGUGCGAUUCAGAUCAUUUUCGUAUGGGUUGGGAUCAUUUUCUGCUGGCUCUGGCCAAACCGCCGGUGCGCCAUCGUGAUCGGACUCUGCAUUGUACCCCUCACUGGGAUUGUCCUCCUCUUUGCCCUCCCGUUGUCAGCGGGCUGGGGUAUGAUUGUUGCGUCUUGGCUGGCCUCCGUGAUUUCAAAUGUCUUCUCAAUCCUUCUCAGUCUAAAUGCUUCAAACACACGUGGGAACACAAAGAAGGCAAUUGUGAACGCUUUAUUCUUCGUCGGCUAUGCCGUAGGGGCUAUUUGCGGACCACUGCUUUGGAACACCGAGUACGCACCCCGCUACCGAAGUGGCCUUGUUUUGGCCCUUGUUAGCUGGCUUGUCUUCAUUCCAUCCGUGGCAGUUUAUUGGCUUUCUUGUAUUUAUGAAAACAAACGCCGAUCUGCAGUCCAGAUGGAGGUGAGCGAGCAUGUGGCCGAAGUGGCCGGGAGGGAUAUGACCGAUAAGGAGGACAAGCAGUUCCGGUAUACCACUUAA
Aspergillus pseudonomiae is the source of this 1407-nucleotide messenger RNA. RefSeq names its product MFS general substrate transporter. The transcript is spliced from 7 exons. Bases 1 to 1407 code for a protein of 468 amino acids. Gene Ontology annotation, cellular component: plasma membrane. Lineage: Eukaryota; Fungi; Ascomycota; Eurotiomycetes; Eurotiales; Aspergillaceae. Gene Ontology annotation, biological process: tripeptide transport; transmembrane transport; allantoate transport. The record is from RefSeq and is a predicted model, not a curated record. Gene Ontology annotation, molecular function: allantoate transmembrane transporter activity; dipeptide transmembrane transporter activity.